AUAGGGAACCACCCUUUAUAAUUCUGAAUUCAAAAGAAAACCUAACAAGUUGAGUCUUCUAAAAAAUGAAAUACCUUACCUUAUGGAAGCAUUUCUCAUUCUUGAAAAAGAAGAGGAAAAUAAUUACUACCAAAUAUGAUCAAACUUUACUAGUGAGUACUGCUAACAACAUGUUUGGUCUAUUUCCAGAAAGUGCUUGUUGUUCAACAUGUCCAGAAGAGGCAUUGGAGAUGGCUAAACAAGCAUUGGCAUCAAGGAGGCUAUCGUUCGAAGAAAAUGAUUCGUGUUCAGUACUAUCCAUGGCUGGUUUCCCUUUCAAGGAUUGCGUAGUUUUAGCUGUGGAUACUGAGAAUCCUAAGAUGGAUUUCAUGCAUUCAAUGGAGCAAAUGACUAAAGCUUAUGGUGGUUGGGAGGGAGAAAUGGAUUGGGGAUUCAUGGAGGAGUUGCUUACUUGGUUCUUGAAGAUUAAUGACAUCAAGAAUCAACAUUUCAUUGUAGCUGCAUUUGUUGACUUGUGCUUGCAAAGGAUCACGUUACAACAACAACAACAUCUCCAUUGUAGUCCCACAACUGAGACAAAGAGGUUGUUUUCGAUCCCGGCUCAAAAGGGAUUGACUUAGUUUCUCCUUUAUUUCCGAUGAGAUCAUGAUACAUAUAUCUAAUGCUUAAGUAGUUAUACAUAUAUAUUAUCAAUGUAAUUUAACAUGUGAUAACAUUUACUUGCCUUAUUUUUCCAAGUUAUUUUGUUAAAAUUGUAGUCCUAAUUAUGUACUUGUUAUUAUUACUAGUAACAUAACAUGAUGUUAUAAGACUAUAAUGCAUUAUCAAUGCACAAACUUUAAUUUGCUAUCCAU
Capsicum annuum is the source of this 854-nucleotide messenger RNA. RefSeq names its product transcription repressor OFP13-like. The record is from RefSeq and is a predicted model, not a curated record. The transcript has 2 exons. The coding region runs from base 66 to 620 and encodes 184 amino acids. Lineage: Eukaryota; Viridiplantae; Streptophyta; Magnoliopsida; Solanales; Solanaceae. Gene Ontology annotation, biological process: negative regulation of DNA-templated transcription.